Zasmidium cellare ATCC 36951 is the source of this 1575-nucleotide messenger RNA. RefSeq lists its product as uncharacterized. Gene Ontology annotation, cellular component: cytoplasm. Lineage: Eukaryota; Fungi; Ascomycota; Dothideomycetes; Mycosphaerellales; Mycosphaerellaceae. The transcript is spliced from 2 exons. Gene Ontology annotation, molecular function: oxidoreductase activity. Bases 1 to 1575 code for a protein of 524 amino acids. The record is from RefSeq and is a predicted model, not a curated record.
AUGUCGUCCAGCAAGACCAACCCCGUUCCCCAAAGGGUCAUCUCCCGUCUUAUUGCCAGCGCUCUCCAAGACCCUCAACUACCCAGACAGAGCCCAACAGAAGCCUUCUGGCAAGUGCCCGUAUCUAAUAUCUCACGCCAACAAUCAUCGAAACUUCCCUCUUCGACAACUUACGCAAUAAUCGGCUCUGGCGUGACAGGAUGCAGUGUGGCAAAGAACCUCCUCGAGAACUUGCCAUCAGAGUCGAAAGCCACUGUGACUGUCUUUGAAGCUAGAGCUCUCACUAGCGGAGCAACGGGGAGGAAUGGAGGGCAUCUGCUUUCACCGCUUCCUGAAGAAUUUACGCUUAUGGAGAAACAUUAUGGAACAGAAGAGACCAUCAAAAUGGCGAGAUUCGCCAACAGGACACUGGAUAAGAUGCAUGGGCUUGCUGAGAAUGCCGAUCCUGAACUGAGAAAAGCCGCCGAGGUGCGAAAGGUGCGGACUGUGACUGGAUACAGGUCUAAAGAGCUGUUUGAAGAAGCCAAGGCGUCUCAGAAGAGAUACGAGGAGUGCUUGCCAGAGUUCAAAGGUGACCAUGAGGCUAUCCAUGGCGAAGAAGCUGUAGAGAAGUACAACAUGAAAGGCAACGCCGGUGUGAUCGUCAACAGCGCAGGUGCCUUCUGGCCUUAUCGUCUUAUCACAGGACUGCUCGAACGCCUACUACAACGAUACAAAGGCCGCUUCACAGUCGAAACAGAGACACCCGUAACCUCAGUCCAGCAUGACGACAAUGGAAACGCAGAGCACCCCUACAUCCUAACCACACCACGCGGCACCAUCCGUGCAAGCAAAGUAAUAUACUGCAGCAACGGCUGGACAGGCCAUCUCCUGCCCAAACUCCGAGGCAAAAUCUUUCCCUUGCGAGGCACCAUGUCCACCCAACAAGCCGGCCCAGAACUCCCCCACGAAGGCGAUCAGCAAUCCUGGUCCGUCCUCGACAAACCCACUUACGACGUGAAAGACGAUACCUUCUCUUACGGUCUGUACUACAUCACGCAAAACGCCACGACCGGAGACGUCUUCAUCGGCGGCGAGAAGCAGAAAGUCGACGAGAUGCUUUCGAGCGAUGAUUCGACGAUUAGUCAAGUUUCGAAGGAGACUCUUGAGGGGAUCCUGCCUUCCAUCUUCGAGAAAGGCUGGCCCGUGAACGAAAAGCCGCACGUCAGGAAACUCUGGUCUGGGAUUAUGGGGUUCACGCCGGAUCAUAUUCCUUGGGUUGGACAGAUCCCGAGCAGCGUGACGGGUAGGAAAGGCGAUGGGGAGUAUAUCGCGGCUGGAUUCAACGGCUAUGGCAUGCCGCUUUGCUGGGGCUGUGGAGAGGCUGUGGCGAAGAUGGUUCUGGGGAAGGAGGAGGAAGUAGAUGUGUGGUUGCCGUCGAGUUUCUUGAUCACGCCAAAGAGACUUGCGAGUCCUUACUCGACUGUCGAGGCUGCUAUUGUGGGGUUGUUGGAGGGACAGCUGGGAUUGGCUUCAAAGGCGUAUCUCGCGUGGAGCUUUGCAACGAGCUACGCGAGAAGGACGAUUUUCGGAUGA